Molecule: messenger RNA, 3567 nt
Organism: Capsella rubella
Lineage: Eukaryota; Viridiplantae; Streptophyta; Magnoliopsida; Brassicales; Brassicaceae
Product: protein argonaute 1
Exons: 22
Coding region: 114-3326 (1070 amino acids)
Biological process (GO): regulatory ncRNA-mediated post-transcriptional gene silencing
Cellular component (GO): cytoplasm
Molecular function (GO): protein binding; RNA binding
Source: RefSeq, a predicted model, not a curated record
AGAGAGGAAAGAGAGAGAGAGACGGGUAGGGUUGGGUUGGGUGCUCUGUACGGACUUUUCUCCGGUUAAUUUAAGCGUCUCCGGCGAGAGAUUGUAGUUUUUCAGGAAUCAUAAUGGUUAGAAAGAGAAGAACUGAUGCUCCUUCUGAAGGAGGUGAAGCCUCUGGUUCUCGUGAAGCUGGUCCAGUCUCAGGUGGUGGUGGACGUGGUUCACAGCGAGGUGGUUUCCAGCAGGGAGGCGGUGGAGGACAACACCAAGGAGGAGGACAACACCAAGGAGGGGGACAACACCAAGGUGGAAGGGGUUAUAACCCUCAGUAUCAACAGGGAGGUCGUGGUGGUCGUGGAUAUGGGCAACCACCACAACAGCAAUACCAGCAACAACAACAACAGUAUGGUGGCCCACAAGAGUACCAGGGAAGAGGAAGAGGAGGACCUCCUCAUCAAGGAGGUCGAGGAGGGUAUGGCGGUGGCCGUGGAGGUGGACCUUCUUCUGGACCGCCACAGAGACAAUCAGUUCCCGAGCUGCAUCAAGCUACCUCACCUACUUAUCAAGCGGUGUCUUCUCAGCCUACACUGUCUGAGGUGAGUCCUACCCAGGUGCCAGAACCUACUGUUCUGGCUCAGCAAUUUGAACAGCUCUCUGUCGAACAAGGAGCUCCCAGUCAAGCAAUCCAGCCUAUACCUUCAUCUAGCAAGGCUUAUAAGUUUCCAAUGAGGCCUGGUAAAGGACAGAGCGGAAAACGUUGCAUUGUGAAGGCUAACCAUUUCUUCGCUGAACUGCCUGACAAGGAUUUGCACCAGUAUGAUGUUACCAUUACUCCAGAAGUUACAUCAAGGGGUGUUAAUCGUGCUGUGAUGAAACAACUAGUUGAUUCCUAUCGUGAAUCACACCUUGGAAAGCGUCUUCCUGCCUAUGAUGGUCGGAAAAGUCUGUACACUGCUGGACCACUUCCGUUUGUCUCCAAGGAGUUCAGAAUCACUCUACUUGAUGAGGAAGAAGGGGCUGGGGGACAAAGACGAGAGAGGGAAUUUAAAGUUGUGAUCAAGCUAGCUGCACGUGCUGAUCUGCAUCACUUAGGCUUGUUUUUAGAGGGGAAACAAGCUGAUGCCCCACAGGAAGCUCUACAGGUUCUUGACAUUGUUCUUCGUGAGCUGCCUACCUCUAGAAACAGGUAUACUCCGGUGGGCCGUUCCUUUUAUUCCCCAAAUAUAGGAAGAAAGCAAUCAUUGGGGGAUGGCUUAGAGAGCUGGCGUGGAUUCUACCAAAGCAUUCGUCCCACACAGAUGGGCUUAUCACUUAAUAUUGAUAUGUCAUCGACAGCAUUCAUAGAGGCAUCCCCUGUGAUUAACUUUGUCUGUGAUUUGCUGAACCGGGAUAUUUCAUCUCGCCCUUUAUCUGAUGCUGAUCGUGUGAAGAUUAAAAAGGCUCUUAGAGGUGUCAAGGUUGAAGUGACUCAUCGAGGAAACAUGCGUCGGAAGUACCGGAUUUCUGGCUUGACUGCUGUAGCCACUCGGGAAUUGACAUUCCCAGUAGAUGAAAGAAAUACUCAGAAAUCUGUUGUGGAAUACUUCCAUGAAACAUAUGGCUUUCGCAUUCAGCACACUCAACUACCAUGCUUACAAGUUGGGAAUUCUAACAGGCCAAAUUACUUGCCAAUGGAGGUAUGCAAGAUUGUUGAAGGCCAGCGAUAUUCGAAAAGGCUGAAUGAGAGACAGAUCACUGCUUUGCUUAAGGUGACCUGUCAGCGCCCCCUAGAACGAGAAAAAGAUAUCUUGCGGACGGUGGAACUCAAUAAUUAUGCGAAAGAUCCCUAUGCUCUGGAGUUUGGAAUCAAAAUAAGUACGUCUCUGGCUUCUGUUGAGGCUCGUAUACUGCCUCCUCCAUGGCUCAAGUAUCACGAAUCUGGAAGGGAAGGAACUUGUUUGCCUCAAGUUGGUCAAUGGAAUAUGAUGAAUAAGAAAAUGAUCAAUGGUGGAACAGUGAAUAAUUGGAUCUGCAUCAACUUUUCUAGGCAAGUGCAGGACAAUCUAGCACGUACUUUUUGUCAGGAACUUGCUCAAAUGUGCUACAUAUCUGGCAUGGCAUUUAAUCCGGAACCAGUCCUUCCACCAGUCAGUGCUCGCCCGGAGCAAGUGGAGAAGGUCUUAAAGACUCGAUAUCAUGACGCCACAUCCAAACUCUCUCAAGGAAAAGAGAUUGAUCUACUUAUUGUCAUUCUGCCCGACAAUAAUGGAUCAUUAUAUGGUGAUUUGAAACGCAUAUGUGAGACUGAACUUGGCAUUGUCUCUCAAUGCUGCCUGACAAAGCAUGUCUUUAAAAUGAGCAAACAGUACAUGGCUAAUGUUGCACUGAAGAUUAAUGUUAAGGUUGGAGGAAGGAAUACAGUGCUUGUUGAUGCUUUAUCAAGGCGGAUUCCUCUAGUCAGUGAUCGUCCCACCAUUAUAUUUGGUGCUGAUGUUACACAUCCUCACCCUGGAGAGGAUUCAAGCCCGUCUAUUGCUGCUGUAGUUGCAUCCCAGGAUUGGCCUGAAAUUACCAAAUAUGCUGGAUUGGUUUGCGCCCAGGCACAUAGGCAGGAGCUCAUUCAGGAUCUGUUCAAAGAGUGGAAGGAUCCUCAAAAAGGGGUAGUGACUGGUGGCAUGAUAAAGGAGUUGCUCAUAGCCUUCCGUAGAUCAACUGGGCAUAAACCACUACGGAUCAUCUUCUACAGGGAUGGAGUCAGUGAGGGACAAUUUUACCAAGUUUUGCUCUAUGAACUUGAUGCUAUCCGCAAGGCAUGUGCUUCGCUGGAAGCAGGUUAUCAGCCACCAGUGACGUUUGUGGUGGUGCAGAAGCGCCAUCACACGAGGCUGUUUGCUCAAAACCACAACGAUCGUCAUUCGGUGGACAGAAGUGGAAAUAUAUUACCUGGUACUGUUGUGGACUCUAAAAUAUGCCACCCUACAGAGUUCGACUUUUACCUCUGCAGUCAUGCUGGUAUUCAGGGCACUUCUCGACCUGCUCACUAUCACGUUCUUUGGGAUGAGAACAACUUUACUGCAGAUGGACUUCAAUCUCUGACCAAUAACUUAUGCUACACGUAUGCAAGAUGCACACGCUCAGUUUCAAUUGUGCCGCCUGCAUAUUAUGCACAUCUAGCAGCUUUUAGGGCUCGAUUCUACAUGGAGCCAGAGACCUCAGACAGUGGCUCGAUGGCAAGCGGGAGCAUGGCACGUGGGGGUGGAAUGGCUGGUAGAAGCACACGUGGACCUAAUGUGAAUGCAGCAGUGAGGCCACUCCCAGCACUGAAAGAGAAUGUGAAGCGUGUUAUGUUCUACUGCUGAGUUGAUUCACCUCUCUCUCUCUAUCCAUCUUUAUCGCCUUAAUUAAUAAUCAUGUUUCCUUUCUAAGACUUGUCUUAUGUCUCUACUUUACUCCUACUCUAUCAAAUUCUACGUUACCGAGCUGUGUUGAAAGGUUUGCGUGUGUGUUUGGGUGUUUAAUGUUUUGCUGCUACUCUUUAUCAAUGUGUAUGAGACCCUCGAUAAUACUUCUGUCUUGCUGCUACUCUUUAUUUUGUGCUGA